This is a messenger RNA of Leishmania braziliensis MHOM/BR/75/M2904, 3786 nucleotides long. RefSeq lists its product as hypothetical. Lineage: Eukaryota; Euglenozoa; Kinetoplastea; Trypanosomatida; Trypanosomatidae. The transcript has a single exon. The coding region runs from base 1 to 3786 and encodes 1261 amino acids. The record is from RefSeq and is a predicted model, not a curated record. Gene Ontology annotation, molecular function: protein binding.
AUGGAAGCGCCAGCAGAACGCGCCCCUCCAGUGCGUACCAGGCGUUUUACCGCUGCCACCACCAAUGGCACCCCCACAUCCUUGUCCCUCAGCAUGACAUCUAGCUUUCCGGUACACCAUACUGCUCACAUGUCCGCCUGUGCGGCCACGGGCAGGACUAGCAGAAACCUCGAUCCCUCACAGCAACCGCCACUGCUACGUCGUCUGUCUCCAUCCUACACUCGGUCACCCUACGCCUCACCUGUGACCGCACACAAGGGUGCGGCUACCUCCUCGUCCGCUCCACUAGACGAUGCGUCGUGCCUACCUCUCGAUGUAUUGGAGCCAGCGGCGGCCCGCUGGGCAUUGACGGCUGACCGCGGAAGUCGCCGAGCACCUCGUGUGCGCAGCUCUCUGGGUCCGCAGAGUGAAGUUGUCGACACAGGUCUUUUCGUGUGCCCCAACACAGUCGUGGCUGCCCUUUACUCAGCUGCACCAGGGCGCGGUCAUUUGGUGAUGACGGCCGAGUCGGGUGGGUGGCUGCGAGUACGCGAGCAGAAGACUGGCGCCAUUCGCCAUCAGCGGCAACUGCGCGAUGGUGGCGAGGUGUCGUGCUUGGCGUGGGCUUCAGCCGGUGGCGACACAGCUGUCGAGCCGCUCGGCGCCGUGGUAGUGGCUGGCCAGCUCAGCGGUCUCAUCAGCUUCUAUGCUCUGGUUGGAGAGUCACUAGUGGAGCUGCCGUCCGCCACGUGCGUGUUUCACGAAGCUCCACUACUUAGCUGUCUGCCACUGCGUGCUCCAGCCUCGGCAGAAGAGCCGGCGGCGACGGCGCCCGGGGCCCUUGUGAACGUGCUACUCUCGUUAGACGCCGACGGCGUGGUGGCGCUGUGGUCCCUACAGCUGACUGAGGUGGGCGGGGGCGCUGAUCGAGGGAACGAGGCAGAUCUGCGGCUCUCAGCGCUGCUGCUGGACUGCAGAUACGCUUCUCUAUCGCCGACGUCGUCGUUCCCGCCGGUGGUGAUGGCGGCCAUGGGUCUCUCAUGCGUGUCGACCUCCACAUGCUGCGUGUUAUCGACCCACCGCUUUGUGCAGCAGCCCCUUUCUCCAACCGGCGUCCCAAGCGACGGCGAUGAGGAGGCGGAUACGCAGGGGAGUGCUGUCGUGUUCCUCUCCAGUUUCACAGUCUCUCUUACUGCGGACCCAAACGCUACCAUGCUGUCGAUAAACACUGGGGCCUCGACGGGUUUGGAGGAAGGGGCACCCGCGCCGGAUAGCGCGCAGCCCCCUCUCCGCAGGGAUUGGAAGGUCCUGCGAGCGUACCGGGUCCCCGUGGGAUUGUUGCCGCAGAGGGGUGAUGAGGGCAGUUCUACCUCCGUCAACUCUGCAGUUGUGGCUAUCACCGCCCUCUGCGUCACGGGCUGCAUCAGCCACAGCAGCAGUGCUGCGUCAGCGGAGCAGCUGUGGGCUGGCACCGCUGACGGCCGUCUUCUCAUUUGGGAGGCACACACAGGCCGGUUUGUGCGCUCUCUGCACUCUGCCUCUGCGGCACCGGUGCACAGUCUGACGAGUGUGCCGUCUCCCGGGUCACCUGGGCAGGCACUGGUAUGGGGGAGUCAAGCGGAUGGUAGCGUGAUGGCGUGGAGUGCCGAUACAUACACCGUGGCGGAGGUGCUGCCCGUCAGCUACCCGCCAUCCGGCCCAGUGGUGAGUAGGACUGGAGAUGCAGAGGACUCGGUGGGUGGCGACCCUGCAAACGCGGUGGUGACGGUGCGCGACGCCGUCGACCUCCUGCGUGCCACACGCCACCGCUGUGCUCCGUCGACAUUGCGGGCUCCGCGGCGUCGUGGCUGUGGCUUCACGCUCUUUGUGAAACCGAUGGAGCUGGUGUGCAUGCAGCGCGCGUGGUCCGUGGGUACCGACGGUACUGUGCGCACAUGGCUGCUUCCCAGUGGCAGGGCAAGCGCAGGCGGCGCUGUGGCGGACACUGCUGGAGCGGCUGUUGCCUCUUGGCCGACAAGCGACACAGGUGGUGCUGCCCGCGCUGCCUCGCUGGACGCCCACACUGUGCAGUGCUACUUGCAGGAUCGGGCCGACGCAUUGGCUCGUGAGCGGCAGGCGCAACGUCUGGCAUCGGAGGCCCAACAGGAGCAGCUGCAGAUUCUUCAAGAGCGCAAUAGAGUGUUAGCUGCCGCGCUGCAGCAGGCCAUCAGACGUCUAGAGCAGGUGAGUGUGGACGACCUCGUGCGAUCCGCAUCACGGCCGUGUUCGUCCCCGUCCGUUGCUCCGUUACAGAACGAGGACGGCGCAGACGCGGCACUGGUGGAGUCCGCCGUUCUCGCACCAGGCUCUCCCACCACCACAUCAACGACCACACUUUCUGCUGUCUCUGAAGCAGACGAGCAACCCGUCGUGGCAGCUCAGCCCUCUACCAUCGUCGUGACUCCGGAUGCAACGUCGCCUCCACUACCGGCUAUGACGACGUUGCCACCAGCAGCGCAGAUGCACGUGCAGGCACUUCAACAGCUUCUGGAGGAACUGCACGCCAAGCUCGAGGAAAGUUGGAGCCGCAACGAUGCUCUGCGCGAGGAGCUGCUUGAGUGCCAGCUUCGCAUGCUCGGGCGGGAAGAGGACAUAGCGCAGAGCGCGCUCAUGACUGCGGCCGACGAGGUUGCGGCGGCGGCUGCGACAGGAAACGCAGAAGGGCAGACCAGUGCGGCACAUGGGGUAACAGCGGCGACAGCAACCACGUCUGCGCCUUCACCAGUGCUGCCCUCGGCUCAUAUCGCUACCUCUUCCUUAUCCGGGAGUACCAAUGGUAGCUACACACAGGAGGAGGGUCGUGCGCACAGUGACCGCCUGCAGACAUCCCCACCGCCACAAACCCGUCACGCUCCUUGUACAGCGCUCACGGCUUCCGCGGAUAACAGCUUCCCCUCUCGCGCGUUUUGCAGCCCGUCCGUCGAGGAACUGGCGCCCUGGGCUGUUGCGCAGGCGCGACCGCUGACCCCUCCACCACCGCCAGAGAUGCGGUCCACUGAAGAUGCCUCCUACCCACUCUCGGUGAAGCCACAGGCAACGCCUCCAUCGCCCACUGAGGUGAGCCCGAGCACCUCUACUGCAGCAGAGCGCUUCUUCAAGGCUGCAUCCGCCAUGCUGCGUACUUCGACGAUCACCUACGGCGACGUGGCAAGACGGGAGCCUAGCGUUGCCGGUCGAGCACACGUGCCAACGCCACCACUGCUGUCGGAGACCGAGGAGGAGGACGUGUACGCCGAGGAGGGCGACUACACGGACGGCGACGACGACGAGAUAGCUCUGUUGGAGGCGUGGUGCACAAGCGAGGGCGAUCUUAGCCCGAUACCAGGCCCAGACCCAGUAGCUGCUCGUGGUGCUACAUCUACGGACGCGUCCGUCGUACGCGGAGGUCGAGGCGAGCCGUUUCCUUCCCCGCUCUCUUUAUUCAUGUCGACCAGCUUUUCCGCAGGUCACGCUACUGGCGGCAGUGGCAGUGCCAUCGACCGCCCCGGUGCACUUCGAGUUGCCUGGCCACCAACACACGUGACAGCAACGUGGACAACGCCGGCGCGUGCAGCAGGGCGAGACGAUCCAGUGGUUGAUAAUGCGCGGGGACGAGUGCUGACGGCUCCAUCUCGUCGAUCCGGCUCGCUAGCUGCUGGCAGUGCACGACCAGCAGCAGUCGGAACUGGUGUUGUUCAGAGUGCACCGAUGCAGGGCGCAGGCACAACGCCCUCCGCGGCGUCGCCACCCUACGCCUUUCGCUCCCCGAUCAUCUAUCGACCAGCCUAG